CUUUGGCUCUAUAUAUUCCCACAAUCUGUUAGUUCUAAGCAACUAACUUAUCAAGAAUACUAGAACAUUAUAACUAAACAAGAAAAAAUGGACUCUACUAAGAGUGAAAGAGAUGUAGAAAUAAGUGCAUUUGAUGAAACAAAAUUAGGAGUGAAGGGGCUUGUAGAUGCUGGUGUUUCAACCAUUCCUUCUUUUUUCAUUCACCCACAAAUUCCACCCACUUCUAAUGUUGCUAGCUUUAAGGUUAUUCCAAUCAUUGAUCUUUCUGUCACAAGUAUCGCAGUUGAGAGGAUUCGAGAAGCGUCGGAGAAAUGGGGAUUUUUUCAAGUGGUGAAUCAUGGGAUUCCAGACAUGGUUUUAGAAGAUAUAUUGAAAGGAGUUAGAGGGUUUUAUGAGCAAGAUGAUGAAGUGAAAAAAAGUUACUAUUCUAGGGAUUAUAGUAAUAGAAAGUUGACUUAUAAUAGUAAUUUUGAUUUGUAUACUGGACCUGCUGCUAAUUGGAGAGACACUUUUGGUGUUAUGAUGGCUCCUGAUCCUCCUCUUCCUGAACAAUUGCCUCCCCCUUGCAGGGAGAUUCUAAUAAACUAUUCAAGCCACAUGAUGAGGGUGGGAAGAUUGUUGUUCGAGCUAUUAUCAGAGGCUCUUGGAUUAGAGGCAAACUACUUAAAUGAAAUUGGUUGUAGUGAAGGGCUAAAUGUUACUGGUCAUUAUUAUCCAGCUUGUCCACAACCUGAAUUGACAUUAGGAACCUCAAAACAUGCUGAUAAUGUCUUCUUAACACUGUUACUACAAGACCAAAUUGGUGGUCUCCAAGUUCUUCAUCAGAAUCAUUGGGUUGAUAUUCCUCCUACUCCUGGAGCUCUAGUGGUUAACAUAGGGGAUCUUUUACAGUUGAUAUCAAACGACAUAUUCAAAAGCGCGGAACAUAGAGUAUUGGCUAAUAUUAGAGGUCCAAGGAUAUCAGUGGCAUCUUUCUUUACUACCUUGUUUCUUGAUACAUCUAGAAGGUAUGGACCUAUCAAAGAAUUGUUAUCGCCUUCAAAUCCUCCAAAGUAUCGAGAGACUACAGUGAAAGAGUAUACAACCUACUUUCUAAAUAAAGGACUUGAUGGUACUUCUGCCCUUCCACAUUUCAAGAUUUGAUUUAUGUGUUAACUACUUCGUGUAUGUAAUUGCAUAAGUCCUAUAUAUACAUAUGUUUGAAGUUAUAUAGUUUAUACGUGAGCAUCUUUUUGAUCAGUGAGAGUGAUUGUAACAAUAUUUGAUAAUAAUAACAAGUUUUUUUUACAAGUUA
Beta vulgaris subsp. vulgaris (sugar beet) is the source of this 1294-nucleotide messenger RNA. Its product is annotated as 1-aminocyclopropane-1-carboxylate oxidase homolog 1. NCBI's taxonomy places the organism in Eukaryota, Viridiplantae, Streptophyta, Magnoliopsida, Caryophyllales, Amaranthaceae. The record is from RefSeq and is a predicted model, not a curated record. The coding region runs from base 88 to 1143 and encodes 351 amino acids. The transcript has 3 exons.